Molecule: messenger RNA, 10639 nt
Organism: Hylaeus volcanicus
Lineage: Eukaryota; Metazoa; Arthropoda; Insecta; Hymenoptera; Colletidae
Gene: Nipped-B
Product: nipped-B-like protein B
Exons: 3
Coding region: 1016-7612 (2198 amino acids)
Biological process (GO): replication-born double-strand break repair via sister chromatid exchange; establishment of protein localization to chromatin; regulation of gene expression
Cellular component (GO): Scc2-Scc4 cohesin loading complex
Molecular function (GO): chromatin binding
Source: RefSeq, a predicted model, not a curated record
GCAUAUCGUCUUCAUGCGAACGGUUCGUCGCGAUUUGAAAUGCGACGCCGUAGCGCCGGUAUACCUGUAUCUGGCCUGUAUCUACUACGCAACUUCCGCUAACUCGCUGCUGAGCAAAAUGGACGCCUUUGUGUCUGUUUUCUUCGUAUUCACACUAUAAAUACUGUUUUCCCGGCGAUGCACCACCUUUGACAUGGCGAUGUUUACGCGGUGUCGCGAGAAACGUAAGUGAAAAUCGUGCGGUGCCGCGGAGCUGUGUGGGUUCACUGGUGAUCGACGUGGAAACGUGUCCAAACCAAAUAGGCCACAACCACGGAUGACAAUUGAGUGAAUAUCAUCACGACGAAAACUUUUGCGAAACAGAUUCUCCACGAAGGGACCGUUUGUUUUGACGGAUUUCAAGCGAACGUCGAUGGUUUCUGUACGUUGAACGAGCCAGGGUACUUGGAUAUCGACGCACCUCCCGCCAAAAUUCCAUUCACUGCUCGCAUUCUGCAGUAUAAAUAAUCGUUGCGCGUAGCUGGGUAAGGCAAUUGACACGAAACUUCGUACCAACGGAAUCGCAUUCACACAGGAGGCUUUCCAGGCUAUGGUAUCGUCCUAAGGCCAUGUUAUCAUACGUAUGAUGUUGGAUGGUAGAUAUCCAACAACCGAAGGACAGGAAAUUACAACUAACAAUGGACCGUUUGUUGGAGGAUCCUCGAGCUUCGUCAAAAUUCGGUUGAUAUUUUCCGGUGCAUCAUGGGAACUUAAAAGAGACUUUGUUAAGUUCCCAGUAUACGCCUUAGUGCUAGUGUUCUUUAACGAGCGUUAGAAACGAUUCUGUUAGACGGUGAAAUAAUUUUUAUGUCGGAAUGUCUUGAGAAUGAGAGUGUAAAGAUUUUUAACAAUGAUUUCUUUGAACAUUUGUGAGAACAGUGCAUUUAGAUAUGUUCUGUUGAUUUAUAUUUAUCAUAUACUGUGAACAGAACUUCUGUAAUAUGUUAGUGCAGUGUUCGUUACGUCGGAUAAUUCUAUGAACCUCAGAAUACGCGUAAGGACACUGGACCUAAUUUUAAUAAUAUUUUUUGUCCAGGCUGUAAUGCCAGAACAAAUCAAAUUCAAGAUGAACGGGGUUAUACCGAGUGUGCCAAUCACAACUCUCGCUGGUAUUGCGAGUCUCACCGACUUGUUACCUGAAAUGCCCCUUCCAACACCGUUGCCGCAGACGUUGACUAACAAGUCCCUGCUGUUUCAUCCGAGAGUGGCAGAAGAAGCACAAAUACUUCUAAGUGUUCGCAACGAGAGCUUAGUGCCCCAAUUAAUAUUAUCUUUGUCGCAGACGUCGUCCGAUCAUAUUGAACUGAAAGACAAUUAUGCGAAUACCGAGCAGCCUUUAGAGACGGAGCAAAAUACUCCAGAAUUAUUGAAGGCAAUUUUACAAAUAAAUCCUCAUGUAUUCAAGGGCCCUCAGUACAAUUCACCACGAAACUGGACGCAAGGAACACCUAUGAUGCAUACGAAUCAGUCAUCUGCGAAUUACGGACGUUUCUCCCCGUCUUACUCGAGUUCUUCAGGGUCGAGGCAAACCCCGCAAGGUAGUCCAGCUCAUCCCGCCGCUGCUAGAACAGUGCUACCCCCGCCUACUGGCAUCAACCCCCUACCUAAUAUGACACCGCAACCAAAUAUGUAUUCUCCAGCACAUAUGAGUUCACCUGGUACGCCACUGACAACGCUAGGCAACGUAACACCUCAACAUCAUAACAUGGCUGGCAUGACGCCGCAACACAACAUGCACAUGGCAUCGCCCAUGCGCGCGCACAUGCCUAUGCCACAGCAUCAAACCAUCAACAUGCAGCAAAAUAUCUACGAUCCUAUGAUGAAUCAACAAGUACAUCAUCCGCUGGGAACUCACCAACCGAUGGACAUAGACAGUACCACGCAAGAGAACCAACAGUUCUUGCUCGAUCCAGUAACAGGUCUUCCCGACAUUGACUUACCGAUUGAGAAUAUCGAAGCGAAGCAAAGCUUGGAUAACGCAACGCAAAACUUAUUGUCAGCGUCGCAAACCACAUCUUUCCCAACCAUCGACACUGGUGACAUAGUCAAUACUUUGAACGCUGCCGCGACACCGAUAAUGCAGCACCAGCAGAACAACAACUCGGAGAAAGUAUUGAAAGCGCCGCCAGUCUCUUUGCCAGAGAAAUUAAAAGAGCCGGUGGUAAUGUUGGACAGACUAUCGUUAGCGGAUCAGGCUCUGAUGCAGAAGAGUUUGGCUGCGUUUGCCGAGAAAUCGCCGAGCCGGGCUGCGAAAAUGGGGAUUUCCAACCGCGACGAGGCGAAGUCGGAUUCUGAAAGCGAGGAGGAAAUUGGUAAGAACAAUAAAUAUUUUAAAGCGCGCGCGAAAGAGCGACAAGUUCAGAGAGAAAAGGAGAAAGCUGAGAGGAAGAAGAGCGAAGAUAAGACUCGUAGACGAAGGAGGAUAUUGGACGACGACGAGGAUGAGGACGAAGACGACAAAAAGGACCUCUCGCCCUCGAAACCAAAAAUAAGGAAGAUCGAGAAGAAGCUUGUCCCGGUGUUAGCUAAGCUUAGCGUAGAGGAGCUGAUGGAAACCAAUACGUAUCAACGUUUCAAUACGACCAUAGAGACGAUAUUCGAGAACACAGAAGACUUCACGACCAACGCCGAGUUCGAAGACGACGGUGAUGUGCCUCCAGAGUUGUUAAUUCCUAAAUAUCAAUUACACGAUUUAUGUACAGAAGCAGCCAAGCUGAAAGCGUUAGGUGCGAUGGAAUCCAUUCCCGCGGACAGAUUGGUUAGAUUAUUGAAUAUCUUGGAGAAGAAUAUUCGAGACGGAGCUAAAGUAUCCCCGCUCGCUGAUCCUGACGACGACAUCGACGAAAGUCGGCUAUGGACGCAGUUAGCUAUGGAAAGGGUGCAGCGCGCUGUAGACGCAUCGUUGAUCGCGUUACACAUUAUGACGUCUAGUAACAUGCCAAAAAUGGUUUAUUUAGAGGAUGUGAUCGACAGAAUAGUCCUUUUUAUGAAAUUUCAGUUGCAGAAUACGAUUUAUCCCUCUUUCGAUCCUGUUUACAAAAUAGAUACGAAACGAAACAAGACUGACAGUUAUAAUUCUAGUGGUCGUAAAAAGAGGGGUCACAUGAAAGAGGUCCGCGAGAAAAGUAUUCUUCAGGUAUAUAACAAAAUGCACGAGUUAGUUGGUCUUCUUGCAGAGUUAUUGAAUAUUCAAGUUCUAACGGACACGAGCGUUUUACAUGCGUCUACGCUGGGCGUUGCACCAUUUUUCGUCGAGUCUGUUAGCGACCUUCAAUUGAGCGCUUUGAAGCUGGUCACGGUUAUAUUCACGAAAUACGAGAAGCACAGAAGAUUGUUGCUCGAUGAUAUCUUGGCGUCCAUAGCGCGACUUCCUAGCAGCAAACGUAGCUUGAGAACGUACAGGUUAAAUUCCGAGGAUCAUAUACAAAUGUUAACGGCGCUGGUUUUGCAACUCAUCCAAUGCGUGGUUGUGUUGUCUGACAAUAUCAUUCCUCAGCCAAAGAAAUUAUCGGAUGAGGAGGAGAAGAAGGACGAGAAGAAGACGAAUCACUUCGACGCUGACGUUCUGAUCAUCAACAAGUACGAAACAGCGACUAGAAUAGCGGGGAAUUUUUUAACAGUGUUCCUGAAUAAAUGUGGCAGUAAGGGAGUGGAGAUCGAUUAUAGACCGUUGUUCGAAAAUUUCGUGCAGGAUUUGUUGGCCACAGUGAACAAACCCGAGUGGCCAGCAGCUGAAUUACUUCUCAGCUUGCUUGGAAAUCUGCUGGUGGGUCAUUUUUCCAACAAGAGCUCCGAUAUGGCGCUGAGAGUGGCAUCCAUCGACUACUUGGGCGUCGUUGCGGCUAGAUUACGAAAAGACGCGGUGAGUUCGCAAUGCAAACUAUCUACCAUCGAUCAGAUUAUAAAGGAUAUAAAGAUCGAGCAGCAGAAGGAUUCUGAUUACGAUCAAGUGAAGGAUAAAGAGAUCACGGGCUUGAGCGAGGACGAGGAGAGGACUGUUUUUUUACAGAAGGUACUUCUGGAUUAUCUGGCGGUAAAUGGGACAAAGGAUUCGGCGUUGGGUUACGCUCGUCAUUUUUAUUUGGCCCAGUGGUACAGAGAUUGCGCGGUGGAGAAGUCGAGGGUUGGCCAGGUGAAGAACAGUCCCAGCAAAAAGAUACACAAGAAGAGGGUAAAAAAGAAAAAUAAACACCACUCGAGCGACCAGGAGUCCGAUUCUGAGAUGGAGGAAGCGGACGCGGACGAGAACGACAAUAACGAACAGAAGAACUCGGAGGCUUACAGGAUUAUAGAGGAGAAGAAGAAAUACAUCGUGAGUAGAAUAAGGCCGUGCAGCACGGGGACGAAGCCAGACAUUCUUCAGACGUACAUCGACUACAAUUCGGCGGAGCUUAUAUCGCAAUACCUCGCCUCGAAGAGGCCGUUCUCGCAGAGCUUCGAUAGAUAUCUCAAGCAGAUCCUUCACGUGUUAACGGAGUCGUCGAUAGCGAUUAGGACAAAGGCCAUGAAGUGUCUGACGAUGAUUGUCGAAGCUGAUCCAAGCGUGUUAGCGCGAGUGGACAUGCAGAUGGGUGUAAAACAUUCGUUUCUAGAUCACGCCACGUCUGUGAGAGAAGCAGCCGUCGACUUGGUAGGGAAAUUUGUACUAAGUAGGCCAGAAUUAAUAGAUAAAUAUUACGACAUGUUGUCAACUAGGAUUCUAGACACCGGUGUAAGCGUACGAAAACGCGUGAUCAAAAUUCUGAAGGACAUCUGCAUUGAAUGUCCAGACUUCCCCAAGAUUCCGGAGAUCUGCGUGAAGAUGAUCCGGCGAGUGAACGACGAGGAGGGUAUUAGGAAAUUGGUGAUGGAAGUGUUCCAGAACAUGUGGUUCACCCCCGUCAGAGAACGUCCCACCCUGGAUUCCGAGUCGCUGUUGAGAAAGGUAAUGAACAUAACAGACGUCGUGGCAGCUAGCAAAGAUAUGGGCCUCGAAUGGUUCGAACAGCUGCUGGUAAGCUUGUUCAAGCCAAAGGAGGACAAAGACGAUAGUACAAAGAUGCAAACCGAGCCCCCCAAGGCGCUGCUGACCGCGUGCAAGCAGAUCGUCGAUUGCCUGAUCGAGAACGUUCUCCGACUGGAAGAGACGAAUCUGGAGGCUGAGAAAUCGGAAAAGAAGGGAUCCUCGCAAAGACUGGUCGCCUGCUUGACAACCCUGUAUCUCUUCGCCAAGAUACGUCCUCAGCUGUUGGUGAAUCACGCCAUCACGUUACAGCCUUACCUGAGUCUCAAGUGUCAGACGCAGGGGGAUUACCAGAUCAUCAGCAGCGUCGCGCACACCCUGGAGCUUGUCGUGCCGCUGAUGGAGCACCCCAGCGAAACUUUUUUAGCCCAGCUGGAAGAGGAUUCCGUCAAGUUGAUUUUACAGCACGACAGGUCGGUCGUCGCCAGCUGUUUGUCCUGUUUAGGUUCCAUAGUUAACAACGUAACGAGAAAUUUUAAAUUAAUACGAGACUGCUUUAAGAAAUAUUACGGACAUCUGACCGAGUACAAAUCGCACUACGAGAAGGACCCCACGAAUCCUGUCCUCCUCAAGUACAGGCCUUUCGUUAGGAGAGCGCUGUUCACGGUCGGUUUGUUGCUGCGGCAUUUUAAUUUCACGGAUCCUGAGGUGAUCGAGGGAUUGGCGGACAACAUCAAGGAUCAGGUGUUCGAGACACUCAACUACUUCGUGCACCUGGACAACGACGACAUCAGACACUUCACGCUCUCAGCCAUCGGUUCCUUGUGCAUACGUCACUACGAGUUCAUGCUGCUCCCCGAGCUGAAGGAGCUGUACCAUCACAUGCUCACGUCGGAGAACGCGUUGGUUCACAUGAGGAUCCAGGUCUUGAACAACAUUGAGGUGUACCUGCAGGAGGAGGACAAGAGGAUGAUCAAGCAGGACAUGGAGUGGGCGAAGAUGUCGAAGCAGGAGAAUCUGAAGGAGAUGGGGGACGUCUCUUCGGGGAUGGCGAGCACUGUCAUUCAGCUGUACGUGAAGGAGAUCCUCGAAGCUUUCCUCCACGCGAACGUCAGCGUUCGACACGCUGCUCUCAAGGUAAUCCAGUUGAUCCUGGCUCAAGGUCUGGUGCACCCUGUCCAAAUAGUACCUUACCUGAUCUGCAUGAGCACGGAUUGCGAGAAGGCGGUAAGCCACAGUGCCGAUAAGCAGCUGCAAGACAUCGAGAAGAAGUACCCCGGCUUCAUUCACAUGAAGUCCCAGUUGGGCAUCAAGCUGAGCUACAGACUGCAGGGGAUUCUGCAACCUGACGUCACGGUGAGGGGUAUGCGGGUGAAGGAAGAUGAGUUUCCAGGCGCGUUGAACGGUUUCCUGUACACCAUCCUGAGAAACACCAAGCAGCAGAGGAGAGCCAUCGUGUUGUCCUUCCUGAAGCAGUUCGACGAGUCCGCAAAGACGAGCCUGUCACAGAUGCUCUACCUAGCCGACAAUCUCGCUUACUUUACAUAUCAAGUGCAAGACGAGCCGCUGUUCAUCAUCCAUCACAUAGACAUCAUCAUCUCCAUGUCAGGUACGAACUUGGUGCAGUCAUUCAGGGAGGCAUUGCUACCCAAGGAGGGGAGCAACCAAUUGCAGCAGCAGCAGCAACAACAGCAGCAGCAGCAGCAGCAGCAACAACAACAACAACAACAACAACAACAACAACAACAACAACAACAACAACAACAACAGCAGCAGCCUAUGCAAUCGAUGUUACCGCCGCCCAAUCAGCCACACAUGGUGAUAGGUCCAGACGGUAUCCCGCGACCAGAGCAGCUGUUAUCAGUCUUGGACGAUGAGGAGGACGACGAGGAAGACGAGGAAGUCCUGCUGGCGAGGGUACCAGACGACACGACGCUGCUGAGGGAGUACAUCACGGCCAGCCAAGGCUUUCUGCUUCUCCUAACGCUGAGGCAACACCUGAAGGACCUCUACGGCUUCUCCGAUCAGAAGAUCGGCCAGUACUCGCCGACGGAGGCGGCGAAGGUCUAUGAGAAAGCCGUGAACCGUAAGAGUAACUUGUUGUUCAAACCAAAGGCCACACUGCAGAGACUGAAGGGGGGCGUGACCAACGCGGAGCUGGACGACGACGGCAGGAGGAACCUGGUGAAGGAGUACCUGGACUUCAAGCAGCUGAUGCUGAAGUUCGACCUGGAGGAGGGCGAGGAGGAAGGAAACGAAGACACGAGUCUGAAGCAAACCGCGGAGCACGCCAUGGGAAAGAUGUCGAACUCCGAGAUCGAUGGUAAGCUGGCAGACGGCAGCAUGACCAGCAACGUGAGCUUGAAUUCGACGAUGGAGCAUCCUAACAACUCGGUGAACUCGAUGGCUGGCUCUGGUCCGGUGUCCAUGACACCAGUCCACAACACGUCGCACCAGAUAACGCCACGCGUGCCCAAGCUCACGAUACACGCCCACCCGGAGGCCAAGGAGCAUCGCAAGCAUCGCGCGCACAAAACGGAGAAGGUGAAAAAACACAAGAAGAAGAAGAGGAGAAGAAUCUCCGACAGUAGCGAUAGCGAGGACUACAGUGACCCUGACUUUCUAGUGUGAGUGCGGUGGUGUCCGCGCGCUGUGUACAUAUAUAUAUGCUGUGUGUGGGUGGGUGUGUGUGCGUGCGUGGCAGGCUUCGACCUUAUCGCGAUAGAUCGAUUGCACGGGAACGACCAGUGCCGGACGCUCGACAAAAUGGCGCCGGGAAACGCGCGCGCGAGAAAGAGAGAGAGAGAGAGAGAACGAGAAAGAGAGAGUGGGGACACAACACGAGCAACACUGUGUACAGAGGACGCUGGUGCUCUGCUAGAUGUGACUAGAGAGAGUAUGUGUAUAUGUGGUUGUAUGUAUGCGUGUGUGUGAUGCAAAAAUGAAUUUUAAAUAACGAUCGUCCGAACGAUCGGCGAUCCUAGGAUUAAUCUUGUUGGCUAGGACACACACACGGUGGAUGCGCGUCUAAGAUUUCUCGGUCCAUGUACGUUCGAAUUGCUGCAGAAACUUGGCGGAACUUGGUUCAGUUAUUUUUCGUUUAUUACGAUCAUCGGACUAAUUCAGAAUGUUCUUUGUCUCAGGUGAGGUUAGGAUAUAAAUUUUGAAGUCUGUCUACCGAGAAAAUAUUAAUGUUGGGUCAUAGAUUCACGCGAAAGGAGCAAAAAAAAGUUUCGCAUUCAUUUCACUGUUAGAUGAAUAUUUAUAGAUGAGAAUGUUAUUUUCCUUUGUUACGUCGCAGAUCUUAGACUAGCGCGCACGCGCGUAGCCAUCUUGCCACUUCCGUGCGCAUCCUAGAACGCGCGCAAAAAAAAAAUUCAACUUUUUUAAAAAAAAAAAAUGAAAUUUAUAUCUUACUUAUAUCGAAGUCUGUAAGCUGGUAUUGAUAUUUCUUUAGUAUCUUCUUUGGUUUCACUUCUAACCUCGCUUAUCUCUGAAACAGGUUAUGUUCGUUCAAAAUCGAAGCUGUUUUCACAGAGACUCGUUACUUCGAAUCAAAUCAAAGCUGUUUCGUCGGAAAUUUAAGUUUUAAGAAGUUUUAAAUUUAAAUUAAAGAACAAAAAAAAAAAGCAGCAGGCGAACGAAAGGAAAAUUUAUAAAAUUGAUUUUAGCGAAUUCGAGCUGCAUCGAGCAAACGUCCGUUAACAGAGCUCCGAACCAAGUUCCCUAUUCGUGAGAACCCGAGUGCGACAGUUUUCGCGGUAGCGAGUCACGUCCGAACAAAGUUGUCUGUGUAAAUACUAUUGAAUAAUAACAGCAACGUUAACACGAAAUGUUAGUUUUUCAUUUACGUACAGCACGACGGGAUUCGGGACAAAAGAAACUAUCCGUAGCGUGAAGAAAUUCGUUUAAGAGAUAUCGAUCGACCCGCUAACAAGUCAAAGUAAAAGAGAAUGGAACUCGGGGGACAACGACGAGAAGAGCCACAACUGAAACUCGGAUGAACGAAAGGGAUACAAGGGGGCAAACGAAAACUGAUAAAAGUAUGAGAAGGUCGGAUCCGUUAGACUUGCUCCACGGCAUGUAUAAUAGAAGUGUGUAGUUAAAACAAAAAAAAAAAAUAUGAAAACACAUUGCCUAUGCAUUACGAGAACGUUGUUUGUAAUAUCUGUACAUACAAAUUUCAAGUAAAGUAAUCUUAUUUUCUUACAAACUAUAUAGCGGUGACAUUACGAAGAAUACUUAAGAUUUUGUUGUAAUAUUAAGUAUUUAUUCAGAAUUCAUGUUGUCCCAAUAUAGUUUGCUUUAUGCACUCGUCUUUGGUGUAUUGAACAAAGAACAAAAAAAAAAAAGAAGUAUCGUUUUUAUACAAGCUUAGGAGUAAACAAAAAAAAAAUAUUGUAGCGACUCUUACACUCUCGACGGGGAAGCUGACGACGGCGGGGCGGGGAGGGGCCUGCGAAGCGACGAACGAGAUGAGAAUGUUAAAAAAAAAAAAAAAAGAAAGAAACAAACGGAAAACGUGCGAGAAUAACCUGUGGCGCGGUUUUUCAAACUCCGAUCUCGUUUCCUCUGUGUCUGUGACGGUUCUUGGAUUGAGGUCGUUCAGGAUUCGGGUGAAAACAAUUUUUUAUCACGUUUGUAGAUCGAACGAGCAGCUGUGAUCGUAGCGAUACAAAAAGCAGCGACAAUAUCGCUAUUGCCACCGCGGUGAUUCGUCUUUUUUAUACGUUUAUAGAGCCAACUAGCUGCCGUUUAUAAUUAUCAACUUUGUAUGCAAUCCGCUGAACGACUCGAGUCCAAGCCUCGAAUAAACACACGCGUAUGUGCACCGAAAGAAUUGACGGACCACGAAUCGAAAACAUGAGCGAACAUGCGUAUUUUUUGGUCACCGUGUAGUUUGAAGAUUGUAGGAGGGGCUGAAAGUCAUAGUGGUGUGAGUCGAGUUUUUUUUUUUUUUUCUAUUUGGAGUAUCGACUUGUGUGGAUAGAUGCAAUCUAUGUAUGUAGGUCAGAGGAAAAUAUUUCUCAGAAUGAGGUAAAUAUGGGUUACACCAAUAUGGCGUCCAGGCCCUCGCUCGUAGAGUAGAAGUAUCAAGGGAGCAAAGUGUCAGAGUUAAAUCGGGACUUGUCUAUAAUUAAUGGGGCUAUUGUUAAUGAUCCUAGAAGAAGGCAAUAUUUAUUCAGUAUUAUUCUUUUUGUUACUUUCGAAACAGUAAUUCGAUCGAAAUGGUUUCGUUGAAUUAUUUGGUCCCUUCGAUACUUACACUCCGCAGUCGUCAAGGCUGACUUGGACAGGGAAGACUGAUUACUGGAUAAUCCGAAAACCACAAUUUAUUAGCUCUGAGAGAUUACAAAUUAUUGAAUCGUAACUGUACGUUAGAAGCAUAAUUAUUGUGAAGGUAAUCACGAAGUAAUCGCUGUCCAAUUCUGGGAGGAAACGAUCCGCGUUUUGAAAAGACCAAGCGUUCACUUUGGGAAGAUUGCCGCGCUCUUCACGGAUCCGAGGGUCAGUCCGCGGAACUUUGUUAACGAACGCAAGCUGGCGAGGUUCUAAGUGAUUACGCUUCCUUUUCGUUUUACGAUUUAAAGUAGCACUUUAUUGGGGCCCAGAUGUACAUUCAUCUAUAUCACGUCAAUAAAUCUGGCAGCAAAAGGA